UAAAGUGAAAGAAAUUCGCAUAUGAUUCGCACUGCAUCUUGUUUGCGAAGUGGUGUUGCGAUAUUUUCGUAAUCUGUUAACUAGAUAGGAGUGCGACGUUGGAUGGUUCGAUUAUAAAUUAACUUUAUUCGACGGUGUGCGGUCGACGACCAUGACGACAGUGUAUCUAUGAAUUUUCAUGGUUUACGUUGUUUCGGAGUUUGUUUCGCAAAGUUCAAUAUUAUGAUUUAUAAAAGUUAAUUAUUUGUUAUCACAGUCAGUGUUUGAAAAGGUGACAACAUGCGGAUAAUAUCGAAGCAUUUCCAAAGCUUCGCCAAAAUGCUGGAUUUUUACUCGCAAUUUAAUCCGUCCCCCUUGUCCAUCAAAAAGUUCAUAGAUUUUGGAUUGAAUGCAUCCGAAGAGAAAUCGUACAUAUUUCUGCGCAAAGAAUUGCCCGUUCGCCUCGCAAACAUCAUGAAGGAGAUUGCCCUUUUGCCGGAGAACCUAUUGCGCAUGCCGUCGGUGAUGGCGGUAAACGAUUGGUACAUGCGCAGCUUCCACGAAAUUAUAGAAUUCGAGAAGAAGAACCCGUCGCCGGACACCCUCGAGCACUUUUGCAAUGAGUUGGUAAAGAUACGGAACCGCCAUUCGGACGUGGUGGAGACGAUGGCCCAGGGCGUGCUGGAACUGAAAGAAUCCCACGAUGUCGAUGUUCAUACGGAGCACAGCAUACAAUAUUUCCUGGAUAGGUUCUAUAUGUCCAGGAUCUCGAUCCGCAUGUUAAUUAACCAGCACAUUCAUUUAUUUUCAGCGUUACUGUUCGGCGGUCAACUGGAAAAUGCGCCGGGUCCUAAUAAGAGCAAGUACAUUGGCUGUAUAGACACCCAGUGCGACAUCGUCAGCGUGAUCAAAGACGCUUAUGAAAAUGCACGGUUCCUAUGCGACCAGUAUUAUCUGGCAUCGCCGGAUUUGAUAAUAAAGCAGGCGCAUCACAAUGAUUUAGAAAAGGAGCAAUAUAUCAAUAUCGUCUACGUACCCUCUCACCUCUAUCACAUGCUGUUCGAAUUAUUCAAGAAUUCAAUGAGAGCGGUAAUGGAGUAUCACAGUUCUGCUGAUCAGCAUCCGCCCAUUACCGUGACAGUAUCUAAGGGAAAGGAGGACAUAUGCCUGAAGAUGUCUGACCAAGGUGGUGGCAUAGGAAGGUCGACUACCGAUCAUUUGUUCAAAUAUAUGUACUCGACAGCGCCACAACCCAGCAAGUCUGACGCACAUACCGUGCCGCUGGCUGGAUACGGUUAUGGGCUGCCCAUAUCCCGCCUUUACGCUCGGUAUUUCCACGGGGACCUGGUGCUACUCUCGUGCGAGGGUUACGGCACUGACGCAGUCAUCUACAUGAAGGCAUUGUCCAACGAAGCCAACGAGUUAUUGCCAAUAUUCAACAAAACUACAUCAAAAUUCUAUCGGACGGCCAUACCAAUGGGUGAUUGGUCUAACCAAGCCACGCAUAUCGGCGACCGGCAGAUCAGCGUGAACCUACGCAAGCACCAGCUUCCUCAGUCGUGUGAACAAUCGUUGACGAGGGCCCUUUAAUAUUUACUCUUCCUCUGGACAGGGAUGGUUCGAAAGUGAUAUGGUUUGUACCAGUGGAGCAAAGCGCGAAAAUAAUUUAAGUAAAAUACUUCAGUUUGUUAUUUUUUAUAUUGUUGACACACAUAUAAUUGUUGCCCAGAUGGUUGAACGAUUUUUCUCUUAGUUCAAUUAAGCAAUAAAGAUUCACAGCAAUAGAGCUUGGCAAUCCGUUUAUGGAGUUAAGUGACUAAUGAGAAUUGAAUAUUUAUAUCCCAUGAUCCUCUUGUAACCUGUUUUUCAAUAAAGUAAAUAGGACUAUUUAUGUUUUUAAUAAGAAAAUUCUUAGCAAGGAAAGGUGAAUUUUGACAAGCUAUAACUGGAAAAACAUAACGUUUUUAAAUUUUUGUUGCAUGACUUAUUACCAUUAUUUUGUCACCUUGCAUCUUUCCUCCAAGUCUCCGAACACUUUGUAUAUUGGAUUUGUAGGCUACACAUAUUUUUUUUACAUUGAUACCAUCAUCAACCUUUAGACAUUUUUACAAAGGGGCAGAAUUAUGUUUCAACUGUAUAGGACACAACAUAGGUAAUAAGGGUAAAAAUAAACCCCUGUAAAUAGAUAUUAUUUGAAAUGUAUGUAGAUAUAUUUUUAUUUUACAUUGUCGCAAAUAAACAUUAAAUAAGCGAAGAAA
Molecule: messenger RNA, 2237 nt
Organism: Cylas formicarius (sweet potato weevil)
Lineage: Eukaryota; Metazoa; Arthropoda; Insecta; Coleoptera; Brentidae
Gene: Pdk
Product: pyruvate dehydrogenase (acetyl-transferring) kinase, mitochondrial
Exons: 6
Coding region: 280-1569 (429 amino acids)
Biological process (GO): protein phosphorylation; regulation of glucose metabolic process
Cellular component (GO): mitochondrion
Molecular function (GO): pyruvate dehydrogenase (acetyl-transferring) kinase activity
Source: RefSeq, a predicted model, not a curated record